This is a messenger RNA of Phyllopteryx taeniolatus (common seadragon), 1030 nucleotides long. RefSeq lists its product as uncharacterized. The transcript is spliced from 3 exons. The record is from RefSeq and is a predicted model, not a curated record. Bases 1 to 873 code for a protein of 290 amino acids. NCBI's taxonomy places the organism in Eukaryota, Metazoa, Chordata, Actinopteri, Syngnathiformes, Syngnathidae. Gene Ontology annotation, molecular function: 2-oxoglutarate-dependent dioxygenase activity; methyltransferase activity.
AUGGUUGUAUCUUUCGGCCUCUCGUACGUGAACCAGCUGCUCAUCCAGGGCCUCCUUCUGGAGCUGGAGUUUCUGGGUGUAGCCGGCCUGCAUCCCCAGCUCUCUCUCCAGGGCACACACCACACGCCUUACCAGUCGUCGGAUGUCUCUCUCACAGUCACGUUUGAUGCGGUGCACUUCAUCCUGGUGCUGCUGUUUGCAGAUGACACCACUGUCAUCGGCCUCAUCAAGGACGGUGACGAGUCUGCAUAUCGACAGGAAGCGGAGCGGCUGGAGCUGUGGUGCGGCCGACACAACCUGGAGCUGAACACGCUCAAGACUGUAGAGAUGAUCGUGGACUUCAGGAGGCAUCCUUCGCCACAGCUUCCCCUCACGUUGUCCAGCUGCCUUGUGUCAACCGUCGAGACCUUCAAGUUCCUGGGAAUUACAAUCUCCCAGGACCUGAAGUGGGCGACCAACAUCAACUCCGUCCUCAAAAAGGCCCAGCAGAGGAUGUACUUCCUGCGGCUUCUGAGAAACCACGGCCUGCCACCGGAGCUGCUGAGACAGUUCCACACAGCGGUCAUCGAAUCAGUCCUGUGUUCUUCCAUCACAGUCUGGUUUGGUGCUGCUACAAAAAAGGACAAACUCCGACUGCAACGGACAAUCAAAACUGCUGAAAGGAUUGUCGGUACCCCCCUACCCGCCCUUGAGGACUUGCACGCUGCCAGAACUAAGACAAGGGCGUGCAAAAUCCUCUCGGACCCUCCCCACCCCGGUCACCAGCUCUUCCAGCUCCUUCCCUCAGGUAGGCGCUACCGAUCAAUGCAAACUAGAACUAGUAGACAUUCCAACAGCUUCUUCCCUCUUGCAAUCAACUUCUUAAACAGCUAACCUAUAAUUCCAUUACAACAAGCUGGCAAUUUUUUGACUUGAGUUCGUUGUCACAUUUCUGUGGGGCCAAUUAUGUAUUACUCGUGCACUCGCUGUAGUUGUCUCGCCAUGCUGCACUAUUUGCAUAUACUGGCCACUCAUGCCAGAGUAGGAUCUG